AUGCACAAAGCCGCUGCCAUCAUUCAAGCUAAUUUCAGGAGACACAAACAGCAAACAGACUAUAAGAGACGAUGCUGGGCAGUGACUGUCAUACAGCAGAGGUUUAGAGCGCAGAAAUGUAAAGAACUUCAGGAAAAGCGUUACCAAGAUGUUAGAAGAGCCGUCAUCGUUCUUCAGGCUGCAUAUCGAGGAAUAAAGUCCAGACGAAUGAUCGGAAAAAGGCGAGAGGCUGCCAGCGUCAUCCAGAGCGCCUUCAGAGUCCACCGUGAACGGCAACGGUACCUGAAACUGAAAUCAUCCGCUCUCACGAUUCAGAGGAAAUAUCGAGCCACUUCAGAAGCCAAAGUGAUGAAGAACAGAUACUCGCUGAUGAGGAAGGCUGUCGUCACUCUUCAGAGAUGCUGCCGAGCCUGGAAGGAAAAACGACAGGCCAUAAAGAUCCAACGAGCCCUGAGAGCCCACUGGGCUUUGGAAUCAGCAAAAAGACAGAUCCAGUCGGUCGUUACCAUACAGCGUUGGGUUAGAGCGAGGCUGCAGAGGAGACGACAUCUGGAGGACAGGAGGAAGGUGGUGAUGGUCCAGAGAGUGGUCAGGCGUUGGUUAGCGCGCCGCCACAAAGCCGCCGCCGUCAUCCAGGAAGUGACCCGAAAAUUCCUCCUGGACAGGCGACAGAAGAGGGCUCAACGAGGAAUCGUCAAAGCUCAGGCUCUGUGGAGAGGACACCGCUCCCGCAUGCUGAGCGACAAACCCAAACUCGUGAAGCUGAGGCUCCGCUUGCGCAAAAUCUCUGCUGAAGUACGAGAGGAAGACAAACUGUGCAACAAAACCUCUUCUGCGCUGGAGUAUCUCCUCCGAUACAAACACUUCUCCUUCAUCCUGGAGGCCCUGAAGAACCUCGAGGCCGCCACCAGGCUGUCGCCAGAGUGCUGCGAGCGGCUGGUGGGAAGCGACGCCACCGGUGUCAUCUUCACGCUGAUACGCAGCUGCAACCGGAGCGGACCCUGCAUGGAGGUCAUCACCUUCUCCGUCCAGAUCCUCCUCAACCUCUCCAAGUACCACCUGACCAUAGAGGCGGUGUAUUCGGUGGAAAACUCCCUGGAAACGCUGCUGGAUUUACUGCAGAAAUACCGGGAGAAAGCCGGGGACAAGGUGGCCGAAAAGGGCGGCAGCAUCUUCACCAAAGCCUGCUUCCUUCUCGCUCUGCUGCUGCAGGACGAGCGCCGCGCUCAGGAGGUGGUGAAGCUGCCUAAAGUUUUGGACCGGAUACGCAGCAUCUACCGGCUCACCGCGCGGAAACACAAAAUGGACGAAGAGCGCAGCAUCACCAGGCAGAGAAUCAACGCCUCGAUCAACGGGAGCUUCUUUGUUCCGCCAACGCCGCGCAAAUCCAAACCGCCACCAAAGUUUGUACCGGAUUGGGUUCUGAGGAAGGACAAACUGAAAGACGUCGUCGAUCCCCUCAGGGCGAUCCAGAUGGUGGCGGAAACGCUCGCCAUCGUUUUAUAAACAGAAAACCUUCAAGAGUCUUUUUGUUUUCACAGAAAACCUCAGAUUU
Molecule: messenger RNA, 1555 nt
Organism: Xiphophorus maculatus (southern platyfish)
Lineage: Eukaryota; Metazoa; Chordata; Actinopteri; Cyprinodontiformes; Poeciliidae
Product: abnormal spindle-like microcephaly-associated protein homolog
Exons: 8
Coding region: 1-1506 (501 amino acids)
Biological process (GO): establishment of meiotic spindle localization; mitotic cell cycle; spindle organization
Cellular component (GO): spindle pole
Molecular function (GO): protein binding
Source: RefSeq, a predicted model, not a curated record